This is a messenger RNA of Plasmodium adleri (nom. inval.), 2805 nucleotides long. Its product is annotated as OTU-like cysteine protease, putative. Lineage: Eukaryota; Apicomplexa; Aconoidasida; Haemosporida; Plasmodiidae. The transcript is spliced from 8 exons. The coding region runs from base 1 to 2805 and encodes 934 amino acids. Gene Ontology annotation, molecular function: cysteine-type deubiquitinase activity. Gene Ontology annotation, biological process: protein deubiquitination. The record is from RefSeq and is a predicted model, not a curated record.
AUGAGUAAAAAAAAACGAGCGAAUCAACAAAAGAGGAAGAAGAAAACAGAAAAAAAGAAAAAUAAUUACAACAAUAUAGAAUCCGAAAGAGGGGGAAUUACAUAUUCAUUGAUAAAUGAUUAUCAUGACACAAACUUUAAAAAAAAUUUUUAUAUAAAAAGUAUAAGGACAGAUGGAAACUGUUUAUUUAGGGCUGUGUCUGACCAAUUAUAUAACCAUGAAGAGAAUUACAAAGAGAUAAGAAAAAAAGUGGUAGAACAUUUAUUGAAAAAUGAAGAACUGUAUAAGAAUUUUAUUGAGUAUGAUGAAAGUUAUAAAUCGUAUAUAGAAAGAAUAAGUUUAGAUGGUACUUGGGGAGGACAAUUAGAACUUCAAGCAGUGGGAGAAAUUUACAAAGUCAAUAUUUUAAUAUAUCAAGAAAAUGGUUGUAUACUUGAAAUUAAGAAUCACAGCGAUGAUAAUAAAUGUAUACAAUUACAUUAUGCUUCAAGUGAACAUUAUAAUAGUGUGAGAUUUAAAAAUAGGGCCCUAGACAACGAAUUAAAGUCGAUACUAGACCUAAGAGAAAUACUAAAUAAUAAAGAAGAUAAUGAUUCCACAAAGACCUUUUAUGAAACCACAGAAAAUGAAUUGACUGAUGAAAAUGAAAGUGGACAAUCUAAUAACAUAAAAUAUAUACAUAAAAAAUGUGAUGAGAAUCAUAGAGAAUAUUAUUAUAAUAAGUUAUUAAAGGAUGAAGAUAAUUCUUAUGAUUUUAUUCAAAGAAAAAAAAAUGGAUAUAAUACUUUUUCUUUUAGUGAUUAUGAAGAUGAUAAUAAUUUAACAUCUUACAAUAUAUUACACAAGCUUCAUAAUAAUAUGAAAAUGAAUAGAAAAUAUGGUAGAAGCAGAAGUAUGCCAAAUAUAAAUGAUAAGUUUUUAUAUUUUAUUUCUAAGAAUAAUAGAAAUGAGAAAGUAGAAAGUGAUAGUACUAUUGAUAACAUGAAUGAAAAGAAAAGUCUAGAAAAAAAAAAAACGAAAAAAAAUGUAAAAAGGAAAAUAAAUUUUGUUCGAUAUAAUUCAUCAGGUGGAAUGUAUUACUAUACAAAAUAUAAUAAUAAAAAUAAAAAUGAGGAUAUAUUAAAAAGUGAUAAUAAUAAUAAUAAUAAUAAUAAUGAUAAUAAUGAUAAUUCUAGUAGUAAUAAUAUGUUGUGUCUAGAUGAUAUUUUUUGUAUGUAUCUUUUAAACGAUUAUAUAGAUAGAGAAAAAACACCAAUAGUAAGAUUUUAUUUUGAUAAGUCCUUUUAUAAAUAUUUGUGUUUAUCAAGUGUUAUGCAUAUAGAUCAUAUAAAAAAAAGUGAAAAUAAUAAAUAUUAUAAUAAUAUAUAUGAUACUAAUAUUUUUAAUAAUAAUAAUUCUUAUUAUUGUAAUGAGAAUUACAAUUUAUGUCAUUUUAAUUACCAUACAAAUCAUCCAUUCAACAACAAUAAUAAUGUCAUAGAAGAAAGGUUUUUUUGUAAUAUAGGUUAUUUAUCACAUUAUGAAGUGAAAAAUAAUUUUAUUAAAUAUAAAAAAAAGGAUGAUGAAGAUUUUAUGCAUUUAUACAGUGAAAAGAUUUUAUAUAACACUCAAAAUUCUUCUCACGAUAUAUUAUAUAAUAGUUCAAAUCUUGAUGAUAAUUUUAUAAGUUCUAAUAGCAUAAAAAAAAAAAAAAAAAAAAAUUAUUUAUAUGAUGAAGUAUAUUCUAUCAAUCACACAAAUAUCAAUAAUAGUUAUAAUAAAAGUGGGAACCCAUUUUAUUCUUUAUAUAUGAAAGGAGAUUCUUCGAACGAUCUGAACAAUAAAAUAACAACAUUCAAAAAUAAUGACAAUAUGAAUGGUAAUCAAAUUAAUGAUAGUAAUGUGAGUGUUAAUAAUACCAUUUUGGAUAGCCAGUCCGCAUGCAAAAAGGACAUAAAAUGUGUAAACAAUUUAUUUAUUAAUAAAGAGAGAUCUAAUAAUUAUUAUUCUCAGAGUGAUCGGAUUUUUAAUAUUAUCAUAGAUGAAUAUGUUAUAAGUAUGGAUAGUGAUUUGUUAUGUUGUUAUAUAAGUAAUAGAUAUAACAAUAAAUUGAUAAAAUCAAAAAGUAGUCCAGAGGGGAAGAGUGAAUAUAACAUUGAUGAUAAUAUAUAUUCGACAUACAAUACAAAUAUUAUUGAUAAUAAUAAUAAUAAUAAUAAUAAUAGGAACAAUGAAAUGGGAUAUAACAAUAUUAAUACUUCCAAUAUAAAUAUAAAUAUCAAUAUAGAUAAUAAUAAUAAUAAUAUUAAUCAUAUUAAUAAUAUUAAUAAUAUUAUCCAUAUUGAUGAUCGUAAUAAUGAUAAUGAAAGUAGAUAUACAACAAGCACUAAUAUAACAAAAGAUCAUCAAUCAUUUUUACAUUUAAAUUCAAAAGAUUUAUCUAUGAAAAGAAAAUAUCAAAAUAAAAAACUCAUAAAUAUGUUUUCUAAAGAUUUUUAUUCAAAAGGUUUAUUUCAAUAUUUAAAUGCUGAUUUUAUUUUGAAUGAUGAUAAUAUAAAAUAUAUUAUACCAUUUUUUUCAAACCAUAAAAAAAUUAAUAUAUUUAAAAAAAAUAUAGAUAGCAAUGAUAUGUAUCUAUAUAAUUAUGUUAUGUUCUAUUUUUAUUUAAAUAAAGACAAAAUAUUAAAUAAAUGGAAAUGCUCACAAAAUUUAUAUGAAGAAUUUCUAAUAAAAGAAAAACAUAAAUAUUAUAAAUUUAUAAAGGGAAGAAAAUAUUCAUCUAUUAGAAGUAGGGAUGAGCAAGGAGUUAAAAUUAUAUCUAUAUGA